AUGGUGUGUCGCCUUCGAAAGUCGUUGUACGGACUUUGCCAAGAACCGCGUUGUUGGUUCUCUAAGUUAUCCACAUCUCUGAAAAGGUACGGAUUUUUGCAAUCGUACUCUGAUUACUCUCAUUUUACUCUGCAAACUGGGUCUAUUCAACUUAUUGUUCUGGUGUAUGAUGAUGACUUAAUAAUAUCUGGCAAUGAUUCUUCUACAAUUGCAACAUUCAAAUCUUAUUUGAGUGAUUGUUUUCAUAUGAAAGAUUUGGGUGUGUUGAAGUAUUUUCUUGGCAUUGAGGUUGCACGGAGUCCGGAAGGCAUAUUUUUAUGUCAACGGAAGUACACACUUGAUAUUAUUGCAGAGCCUGGCUUGCUAGGGGCACGUCCGGCAAGUACUCCUAUUGAGCAGAAUCAUACUCUAGCAAAAUUCGAGUCCUCUAUUCUUUCUGAUCCGGAAAUGUAUCGGCGACUUAUGGGUCGUUUGAUUUAUUUGUCUUUUACUCGACCUGAUUUGGCUUAUGCGGUGCAUAUCUUAUCUCAAUUUAUGCAACAACCGCGACAGGAUCAUUGGGAGGCCGCCCUUCGUACGGUGCGAUACUUGAAAGGAUGUCCUGGUCAGGGGAUCUUAUUUAGUUCAGAUUGUGAUUUACAUAUUACUGAUUGGUGUGAUUCGGAUUGGGUUAGUUGCCCUUUGACAAGGCGAUCUAUUUCUGGUUGGUUAGUGUAG
This is a messenger RNA of Chenopodium quinoa (quinoa), 717 nucleotides long. RefSeq lists its product as uncharacterized. Lineage: Eukaryota; Viridiplantae; Streptophyta; Magnoliopsida; Caryophyllales; Amaranthaceae. The record is from RefSeq and is a predicted model, not a curated record. The coding region runs from base 1 to 717 and encodes 238 amino acids. The transcript has a single exon.